Messenger RNA from Hypoxylon trugodes, 1999 nucleotides. RefSeq lists its product as uncharacterized. The record is from RefSeq and is a predicted model, not a curated record. The transcript is spliced from 2 exons. Lineage: Eukaryota; Fungi; Ascomycota; Sordariomycetes; Xylariales; Hypoxylaceae. Gene Ontology annotation, molecular function: protein binding. The coding region runs from base 353 to 1615 and encodes 420 amino acids.
UCGGAAUAGAAAAAUGUCUGCUAGAUACCUAGGUACAUGAUGUAAAUACUUUUAGCACAUCCAUAAUCACGCUAAUGCAGGUACGGCAUGGACUAAACUUCAAAAUUUCCAUAAUAGGAAAUUUUGCAUUUACAUAUUGCGUCACAGCUCGCUACGAGCCUGUACUUGGGUACCUAGGUACGUACAAUAGUAUCGAUAAUACUACGUCACUAUCGUCAUCUAUUCUUUCUUUUACUUGAAGAACCGAAGCUUGAAUUUGUUUCUCCCCGCCAAUACAAUUUCCUGGAUUGAACUUCGAAGUGAUUAAUUCUAUGCGAAGCCGACAGUUUGGGGAAAAAAAACACACACGACAAUGGCAGAAAUUGCGGCGGGUGUAUGGGCGGCCGAAGAGGUGGUCUCUACGGGUGUGUAUGCCGGCGCAGCCAGUUAUGCCGUAACGAAACCUACCAUGCCUCUUAAAGCGACCUUCGCGCAAAUUGGAUCUACCUCAGAUGAGGUUUCAAGAUCAUCUCUUAUUAGGUCCUAUCAUACUCUUACAGUCGUCGGCGACAAAGCCUAUAUCUUCGGUGGCCAAACUACCCAAGGAAAACUCGCUACCAAUAAUAUCCACUCCAUAGCAUUGCCGACGGCGAGCAACGCUACUCCCGAGUAUCAGGUGUUACCAGCUAUCGCUACCGAGAAGAAUCGUUCGAUCCCGGCUCCGCGAACUAAGCAUUCAGCUUGUGCACUUGAUAAACACAUUGCUGUGUAUGGGGGUUGCGAUGAUGCUGGAAAUGUCCUAAAUGAGGGUGCAAAGAUAUGGUUAUACGAUACCGAGAAAUUGUCGUGGGAAUGUCUUGAGCCUGCUAGUCACCCAGAGAGAGUACCUCCCCCGAGAAGUAGCGAGAGUUUAUUCAACCACGAUGGCAACAUCAUCCUCGUGGGAGGAAGGGAUUCUAGUGGCGUAGCGUUGACUGACGUCUGGCAUUUUGACUGUUUUACUAAGAUUUGGAAUCAGUUGCCGCAAACUCCAACCGUCACCGCGAGCGCAGCGAUCGCAGGUAACACACUAUACACCAUAUCUGGAUCUGACACAAUGAGCAGCGAGGUACACUAUUUAGAAAUCAAAUUAUACGCCGAGGAACCUCCAACGUGGGAGACCAUCUCAUUUCCGACAAACCCCCUAGCGCCCGGACCGAGACCACGAUCGAACGGUGGAUUAAUACCUGUUACGACCGGCUACGGUAGGAACUAUCUCCUUUACUUUUUCGGUGAUCGUCAAGGGGCAGCCGAGGAAAACGAUCUGCUUCAAUGGAGUGACCUUUGGACCUUCCAACUCCCAUCUAGCGAUGUGGAGGUCAAGGCAUCGACUAACGUAGCGGAAGCGAUAAAGCCUGCCAAAAUCAAAGACCAGAUCCGUACGAAGCUUGGCGCAGAUACGGGCAACUCCAGUUGGGCUGAAGUAGAGGUACAACCACCCGGUGACCUGCAAGCACACGAAGGCAAGGUGCAUCCCGGCCCACGAAGUUCAUUCGGCUACGACGUAACAUCCGACGGGAAGAGUGUCAUACUGUGGGGUGGAUGUAAUGCAGCAGGGGAGCCGGAAGGUGAUGGGUGGGUUAUUGGGUUAUCGUGAGGAGGUUCGUAUGCUUCAUCUACAUAUUUAGUUAUUCCUUUAGGCUGAAAACAUAGGGGGUGCUGGUGAACAUCAUCUAAGAAGAUACCUAGUAGAGGCGUAGCAUUUACCUAUUCAGUUACGAGAAGGGUUCAUUAUAGGUCCGCUAACAUAGGACAAUGUGUCUGAAUAGUCUAACAACGUUGGUAUUGUCUCGGCAUGGUCUUUUGGAUGAUAAACAAAUGCUUUAACUCCUAUCAAGGGUGAACAAAGGAUGCAUUUGGUAGAGCAAUUGGUGUUUGGUUAUGUAUAUUAAUCUGACCCUGAACUUGUGGUAUCGCAGAUAAUUGGAUAUGCCAACGACCUUAAUUAUAUUGCUUCACUAUUUGUAUCGGCUGGCUGAAG